This is a messenger RNA of Microtus ochrogaster (prairie vole), 410 nucleotides long. Its product is annotated as histone H2A type 1-E. Gene Ontology annotation, cellular component: nucleosome. NCBI's taxonomy places the organism in Eukaryota, Metazoa, Chordata, Mammalia, Rodentia, Cricetidae. The transcript has a single exon. Gene Ontology annotation, molecular function: structural constituent of chromatin; protein heterodimerization activity; DNA binding. Bases 18 to 410 code for a protein of 130 amino acids. The record is from RefSeq and is a predicted model, not a curated record.
UUCCUUAUAGCUCUAACAUGUCUGGACGAGGAAAGCAGGGCGGCAAGGCUCGCGCCAAGGCCAAGACCCGCUCCUCCCGGGCCGGCCUGCAGUUCCCCGUGGGCCGCGUGCACCGCCUCCUCCGCAAGGGCAACUACGCGGAGCGGGUGGGCGCCGGCGCCCCGGUGUACCUGGCGGCCGUGCUGGAGUACCUGACGGCCGAGAUCCUGGAGCUGGCUGGCAACGCGGCCCGCGACAACAAGAAGACGCGCAUCAUCCCGCGCCACCUGCAGCUGGCCAUCCGCAACGACGAGGAGCUCAACAAGCUGCUGGGCCGCGUGACGAUCGCGCAGGGCGGCGUCCUGCCCAACAUCCAGGCGGUGCUGCUGCCCAAGAAGACCGAGAGCCACCACAAAGCCAAGGGAAAGUAA